GCUGAGACUGGGGCAAGGCAGGAGCAAAGUCUGCAGGAGAGAGGCGUCCUCCAGGAUCUGGAGAACCCAGAGGCAGCCCCUCCUGUGUGCUGGGAAGGGCUCUGGGCACUGUCAGCCCUUCUCACCCUCUGAGGCUCAAGCCAGAAGCCCAAGGUGCUUGCUGAGUUGGUGACAGAGCCACGGAGCUGGUACCCCCGGGGCCCCCUGCCCUUCUUCACUCCCCAGCAUGGAGGAAGGUGGCGAUUUUGACAACUACUACGGGGCGGACAACCAGUCUGAGUGUGAGUACACGGACUGGAAGUCCUCGGGGGCCCUCAUCCCCGCCAUCUACAUCUUGGUCUUCCUCCUGGGCACCACGGGCAACGGUCUGGUGCUCUGGACUGUGUUUCGGAGCAGCCGGGAGAAGAGGCGCUCGGCUGACAUCUUCAUCGCCAGCCUGGCAGUCGCCGACCUGACCUUCGUGGUGACCCUGCCCCUGUGGGCCACCUACACCUACCGGGACUACGACUGGCCCUUUGGGACCUUCUCGUGCAAGCUCAGCAGCUAUCUCAUCUUUGUCAACAUGUACGCCAGCGUCUUCUGCCUCACCGGCCUCAGCUUCGACCGCUACCUGGCCAUCGUGAGGCCAGUGGCCAACGCUCGGCUGAGGCUGCGGGUCAGCGGGGCCGUGGCCACCGCGGUGCUGUGGGUGCUGGCCGCCCUCCUGGCCAUGCCCGUCAUGGUGUUCCGCUCCACCGGGGACCUGGAGAACAGCACCAAGGUGCAGUGCUACAUGGACUACUCCAUGGUGGCGACCUCGAGCUCAGAGUGGGCCUGGGAGGUGGGCCUGGGGGUCUCGUCCACCGCCGUGGGCUUCGUGGUGCCCUUCACCAUCAUGCUGACCUGUUACUUCUUCAUCGCCCAGACCAUCGCCGGCCACUUCCGCAAGGAGCGCAUCGAGGGCCUGCGCAAGCGGCGCCGGCUGCUCAGCAUCAUCGUGGUGCUGGUGGUGACCUUCGCCCUGUGCUGGAUGCCCUACCACCUGGUGAAGACGCUCUACAUGCUGGGCAGCCUGCUGCACUGGCCCUGCGACUUCGACCUCUUCCUCAUGAACGUCUUCCCCUACUGCACCUGCAUCAGCUACGUCAACAGCUGCCUCAACCCCUUCCUCUACGCCUUCUUCGACCCCCGCUUCCGCCAGGCCUGCACCUCCGUGCUCUGCUGGGGCCAGACCAGGUGCGGGGGCUCCUCCCACAGCAGCAGUGGGGAGAAGUCGGCCAGCUACUCUUCGGGGCACAGCCAGGGGCCCGGCCCCAACAUGGGGAAGGGCGGGGAGCAGGCACACGAGAAAUCCAUCCCCUACAGCCAGGAGACCCUGGUGGUCGACUAGGGCUGGCAUCGGGGAGAAGGCUGGUGCCCCGGGUGCUCCCAGCCCUUGCUCUGGAUAUCAGGUAGUGUGGCUGCGCCUUCUGCCCUGCACGUCGCCCCUUCCCUGCCCGCGCCUCCCGCCCAGCCCCCUCCUCCUCUUAGUCCUUUAUUCUUUCUCGGAGGUUUGUGGUUUAGUGGAAAGAGACUGAGCCCUGCAGAACUGAGCUUGCACAAGUCUCGUAACCUCGCGGAGCCUCGGUUUCUCCUUUGGUAUAAAAUGGGGGAGAGUCAUAUUGACCCUAAAAUGUUGAGGUGUGAGUCCUGACUCAAAAAAGUUUGUUCCCCUCCACCCCUUUUUUAGAUCUCCAGCCCU
This is a messenger RNA of Propithecus coquereli (Coquerel's sifaka), 1720 nucleotides long. It is a transcript of the gene APLNR, whose product is annotated as apelin receptor. Gene Ontology annotation, biological process: immune response; G protein-coupled receptor signaling pathway. Gene Ontology annotation, molecular function: G protein-coupled receptor activity. The coding region runs from base 227 to 1369 and encodes 380 amino acids. Lineage: Eukaryota; Metazoa; Chordata; Mammalia; Primates; Indriidae. The record is from RefSeq and is a predicted model, not a curated record. Gene Ontology annotation, cellular component: membrane. The transcript has a single exon.